Diversispora eburnea is the source of this 141-nucleotide messenger RNA. NCBI's taxonomy places the organism in Eukaryota, Fungi, Glomeromycota, Glomeromycetes, Diversisporales, Diversisporaceae. The record is from the annotation of a GenBank genome assembly.
GAUAAAAAGAUCCAGUCUAAUAACUCUCCAAUUAUUCCAGUAACUAGCUCACCUGUAAAUUCUACUUUGUCUAGAAAAAUAAGAAAAACUACUAUUUCUAAGUUACCAGUACAAAUGUCACAAAAUAUUAAACAAAAGUAA